Messenger RNA from Cydia strobilella, 3273 nucleotides. RefSeq names its product hexosaminidase D-like. Bases 157 to 1569 code for a protein of 470 amino acids. The transcript has 12 exons. The record is from RefSeq and is a predicted model, not a curated record. NCBI's taxonomy places the organism in Eukaryota, Metazoa, Arthropoda, Insecta, Lepidoptera, Tortricidae. Gene Ontology annotation, molecular function: hexosaminidase activity.
AUAGUUAAAAAAGUCAAAUCAAAUUGUAAUUUUGAAAAUCAAAAACGUACAGAAAUUACGUAUUCGACUAUUCCAAUAGAUAUAUCAAAUAAAUUGUUUUUUAUUUCGUGUAACUUAGUGUAUAGAGGCUCACACAAUAUUUACUUGGCUAUUAAUAUGCACAGAAUAGUACAUUUGGAUUUAAAAGGUGCACCGUUCAAAGUACAUUAUUUAGAAAAGGUGAUAUUAGCAGCAGCAUCAUGGGGAGCAACGGGCAUACUUCUAGAGUGGGAGGACACCUUUCCAUACUCCGCAGCAUUGGCAGACAUUGGCAGCGUCCGUGGCAGCGGGGGCGAUGGGAUGUACAGCUUAGAUGAAGUUCGGCACCUGCUGAGGUUCAUUAAGGAACAUGGCUUGGAACCUAUCCAGCUCGUCCAAACCAUUGGACACAUGGAGUUUGUGCUUAAGCACCCAGCUUACCACAGCCUGCGAGAAUUAGCUCGCUCGCCGGCCGUGCUGUGUCCGUCCCGGCCUGAAUCCCUACAGCUGGUCAAGAUGAUGCUGGAUCAGACGCUGGACGCUCAGCCCGCAGCGGAGUACCUACAUAUAGGAGCUGAUGAGGUAUGGCAUACAGCAGUAUGUCCAGACUGCCAGAGCCGAGCUGCCAACAACAUUCACAACACCGCUAGCCUGUAUCUGGAUCACAUACGUGAACUGGCCCUAUUCCUUAAGCAGAAGAGGCCACAUUUGACUGUGCUUAUGUGGGAUGACAUGCUACGGUCGGUUAAAGCUGAGACAUUGAUUGCAUAUCAGCUAGGAGAACUAGUUCAACCCGUUGUAUGGCAAUAUAACGCUAUGGAGCACUUCCACAUAGACCCGUCACUGUGGGAGAGCUACCGCCAAGUGUUCCCGCAGGUUUGGGCCGGCUCCGCGUUUAAAGGGGCCAAUGGCAGUUGUCAGAUACUGUCCCCAGUUAGAAGGUACGUCAGCAACCAAGAAGCAUGGAGGAUGGAAGUAAAGAAAUAUAGCCACAGCAUCAGCUUCCCUGGAAUCAUCCUGACUGGCUGGUCAAGGUUCGAUCACUACGCGACGUUAUGUGAACUGCUACCGGUGUCGCUGCCAAGCCUCGCGAGCUGUCUAAAGGUCUGGACUACGGACGACAUGUCUAUAGACACAGUAGUAAGCGAAGUGCUACCCCCAGAGCAGUGGCCAGGUUCGGAGCUGGCACGGUGCGUGCACUCCUUCGUGGUGCUUCGUGACCGUGCCUACACCAUAGUGCACGGUGACCUAGUAAAAACUUGGCUGAAUCCGUGGCAAAUAGAAAAUGGAUACAUAAAUCCCGUCCAAGUGGAAGGCCUAGCCAUGACCCUCCAGCAGUUACUCCUAGAGCUAACAUCUCUCCAAACCGAUCUAACCCGAACCCUAUACGCUGUAACGGGUUCCCGUAGCGCGGGCGAGUGGCUGGCCACGUUCCCCGCGCCGGUGCUCGCGCAGCUGACGGAGCUGCGCGACGUGGCCGCGGCGGCCGCGAAGGGAGACGCCGGCGUUAGUCCGCGACCGAAGCACUGCCGUUUGAUGUCGCCCACUUAGGUUCGCAGGAGCCGAAACCAACAUGUAUGCCAAUGAAAUCAAGAUUUACACAGAGCGGAUGCUGCCCUUGCCCGUGUAUGAGACGCACACGGAGACAACACCCGCCAUGUUAUACCUAACGGCAUUUGAGUCAUAGAAUAAUGGAAUCUGAAGUAUAUCAAUAUCAAACAAGGGCCUGACACUCUUUGAUAGAGAAAGAUAGUCUUAUUGCGAUUCCUAUAAGAGGAAAGAGAAAAUAGUGCCAUGCUUUGUCCUUAUCACCGACCGGGUGGCAUCAUAGGUAGGGGGCGAUGGCGAAAUACCGAAAAUUAUAAGACUGAAAGAGAAAAAAUCCUAUGCUGCCCAAAUUUUAUAUGAAUAUUCUUUCUCUUACCCCCGGUCGCUCAGUAGCGCGUCUAUAACUACUUGUAUAAAUACUAUGUCUAUGAUAUCAAAAGUAUUUACCAUUCUCUAAAAAGAUGUAUACAUAUAGAACAAUUUUAUUCGACUGUGACAGAUACUCUGGAACGCGAAGAAGAGGUAUCUAUCUGGAAGACAAUUCUAGGAUACCAGAUACUUUUAUGAAAAUGAAAAAUUGUUUAUUUAGUUUAAGAAUUACUUAUACAGGUAAGUGUUGGUGCCUCUUUUUAAGUAAGAAAAUACCUGUGUUAAGAGGCACCGCUCUUCCUAAUAAAUUUUAUGGAGCAUUGUUUCAUCCGCUAGUAUAGAUGACUGUACUAAGCGAAAUCAACGAACAGUUAACACACGGAAAUGUUAAGCCAAUUAGGGUUCUAGCUUAAUAGGGUAGUUGACACGUGUUGAAUUUUAUAACUAAAUCUAGUUAAAUAGAUAGAAAAUAAGCAAUUUAUCACAACAAAUUAGAAACUUAAAAAAUAUAUGGUAAUAAUAAAAAAUACAAGACUUAAAAAUUUCGAAAAAAUUUUUUUUUUAAACAAAUAGGAAAAAGGCAACGGUACCAUUCGAUUCCUUACAUUUUAUUUAAAAAAAUAUUGUAUGACAACAAUAUACAUAAACGCAACAUUUCACCGACAAAAUCGCAAUUUCCUUGUUUUCCAUACAUCGAAACGCCUUCUAUACAAAGUGACACAGUGACGUCACGAUGUGUUGCCAUUUGUGUUAGAGCGUGUGCUCAGUAGUGGCGAUGCCAGACUUUGACCAUUUGUGACUUUUGUAUUGUUUUAAGACAAUGGGUCCCAUACAGACAUUUGAUCCUCAAAACAAACCUGAUCGACUGAUACCAUUAAAAAAAUUGUCAACUACCCUAUUGAGUCAAGCAACGGGAGUGCCAACAUAGUGAAACGAAUAGUGCUGUACGCACUCAUUCCCAGCAUUUAUCGAUAAAUUAGACAUAGACAUCAUUUAUUGGUAAUUGUAAUAUUACAGGUCACAACUUACGUUUUAGGUAAUUAAUUAUUUUAAAUUACAUAUUAUUUACAUACAACUUAUUUGUUUAUUGAGAUCACAAUUUCAAAGAAAAGCUUGCAAUUAUUACAUAUUUAUUAUUCAAUUAUUAUAAUUAAGUGAUUAUUCGUACAUAUUAUUCAAUUUUGUUUCUUUGUUUUCAAUAAAACGCAAAUCCGUGGUACCUCUCGGAUAAUACAUUAUAAGUUAUCAUAUUUAUCGAUAGAAAUAAAACAAAUAACCUUGCAGUCUAAGUAUUUUAUUUAGAAAACUUACAAACAUUACAAAGCCUAUUUUUUCGGA